This is a messenger RNA of Ogataea polymorpha, 2219 nucleotides long. RefSeq lists its product as uncharacterized. Gene Ontology annotation, molecular function: protein binding. The transcript has a single exon. The record is from RefSeq and is a predicted model, not a curated record. The coding region runs from base 37 to 1770 and encodes 577 amino acids. NCBI's taxonomy places the organism in Eukaryota, Fungi, Ascomycota, Pichiomycetes, Pichiales, Pichiaceae.
GUUAAGUACACUCUGUUCCUCUAGCCCUCUUGCACUAUGAACAUGGACUCCUCCCUGGCAGCAAAAGCUGCCGUCAGGAAGCAGUCUAGCCAGACAGCCUCGGCUAACGAGAUUGUCCCGCAUGCGGCGUCUUUGGCCCGCGCCAAAAAGGCCAACCCACAGCCUAUCCUUAAAAACUCGCAUCCUCGCAAGAGCGAUGGCUCGGCCAGCAGCGUGUCAUCCGUGCGAUCAAAACAGAAUCCGGUGCCCUCCUCUGCAGACUGGGUGAAAAGACCAUCAACCCCUGGUAAGCAUGCCUCGCGCACGACUUGGGAUUCGGUGAACAGCAACAGCUCGUCUGCAGCGCUCGCUGCUGCCUCUGUCGUCGCCAAGUCAAAGCCAUCGCUAAUGGUGUCAACGAGCCAGCCAAAACUGUCCACUACUCCCGAGAAUCUGUCUUCACCAUCCAUUAGACCUCUCCCUGUGAGUCUCUCGUCACAUUCCAUUUCCAACCUAAAAUCGCCCAAUUUCGGCACAGCCAAGCUACCGAGUGCCAACGACCCCAUUCCGCCGCAUCCAGACUUUUACACCGAUCCGCUUUCUAAAAGUCCGUACUACAAUUCCUCGCCCAACCGCUCUGCCAAGUCGUCAGUGCAUAGCUUGAGUUCCUCUUUGAAAGAUGACAUCAAGCUGCUAUCGCCGCCGCCCAAGGUCUCUCAUGACGGGUCUAUCAGCACAUCCAACUCGUACUCUUCCCUCUCAUUGCCCAUGAUCUCCGAGGACGAGGAUUACCUUUAUAAAGACGCCCCCGAAGAACCGUCAUCUGGCUACAGCAACUUGGACCUCAGCUACGACUUCCCGAAACAUGCCCUUAAUCAGCUACCCGAACCGGCUACAAUAGCCGAUUAUUAUGAUCAGAACCCUUCAGACAACGAGAAAUUUGACACGAAACGCCCGCUCUCCAGAAAGCCACCUCCAGCGGUUGAAGUGAAUGAGAGCACCUCUCUCUUAAAAGAGCCAGCCUCAGCAGAGCCUGCUAUUGACGAUAUGCCCGCCAGUGGGGACGAAGCGCUGCCCCAGUAUCCUGUGUCCCCCGUCGCUGAGUACAGGUUGCCUCACCAUCACCACGGACUGGUGAGAGGGGCGCAUGGCAAAAAAUUCCAGCGUAUGCUGGGCUUACAACGACACGACUCGAGCCAAUCGACCUACCCCAUACCUGCUGAGCAGGACCAGCAUUUGAAGUUCAAGACGACGCUUCGGAAGGAGAAACAUACGAAAAAGGGUUUCAACGAGACAAAACCAUGGAAGCAUCACAAUGAUGCUAAUUACGUGACCGAGGAGGAGAAAAAACGGUACGAAGGAGUCUGGGCAGCCAACAAGGGAUCCUACGUGGAUGACAGAGAGGAAAGCAUUGUGGCAGACGCCGGUCAACGGAUCCAUGGACUAGUUGUGAGAGAACUUUGGCGCAGGUCGAGACUGAGCGACGAGACUUUGGAGCGGAUCUGGGACCUUCUGAUUGAACACCGCAAGAAAGAGUACUUUGCACGCCAACAAGACCAGGACGAUCAGCACGACGAUCUGGAGUUUGACGACGGCACGCUGACGAAGGAAGAAUUCAUCCUAGGAACAUGGCUUGUCGACCAGUGUCUGUACGGGCGCAAACUGCCACCCACUAUACAUGACGAGCUGUGGAACAGUGUGGAGACGCGCGCGUCUGUGAUUGUGAAGCCGAAAAAAGGCAAUAGCAGACGCAAAAGAGAAAAAAUGCUGAAAAAAGUCGGUAUGGCAUGAAGGCCGGAGACAAUUCGGAGACUGACUGCUUCUCGAAAUUUCCGAGCCAGAAAUAUAAGAAUAAUUUGGCCAGCACUGGCGUUGCCUGAAAUUAUUGUCAUGUCUAAUCUUCUCAAGCUCAACUCAAUCAAGCCAUUGUUCGACCGUGUCCUCGUCCAGAGAGCCAAGGCUGCCUCGAAGACCGCAUCAGGUAUAUACAUACCUGAGAAGAAUCAGGACAAGCUGGCAUUCGGUACAGUUGUCGCAAACGGACCAGGCAUCAAAAACGACAAGGGUGAGCUUGUACCAACCAUCGUGAAGAAAGGCGAUAAGGUGUUAUUGCCAAGCUUCGGUGGAUCCCCGGUCAAGAUUGAUGGAGAGGAAUAUUUAUUGUUCAGUGACAAGGAGAUUCUUGCGAAGAUCGACGAGUAGCUGAUGUAGAGUGUACAUAGACAAAUUUACCAUCCCAU